UUUUUACUGGACCAAAAUGAAUCACCUUUCUUUCACAACUCUCUCAUAAUAACCAAAGGAAAAGGCAGAUCCAAGGUGGUAGUUAAGCUGUCAAUCUAUCAAUCAAUCACCAAUCAGUCACCUCAGAUAUAGAGAGCAAUUACCAAUCAGAAUUUUUUCUUAUAAGCCUUAGAAAAAGUAAUUAAAAGCCAUGUCCAGCUCUUCAACCUUGUCUUUGGACCUCCUCCCCUCCUCCGAGCAGCUCUGUUAUGUCCAUUGCAACAUUUGUGACACCGUCCUUGCGGUGAGUGUUCCUUGCACAAGCUUAUUCAAGACUGUUACUGUUCGAUGUGGUCACUGCACCAAUCUCCUCCCUGUCAACAUGCGUGGGUUGCUUUUGCCAUCUGCUAAUCAGCUUCACUUGGGUCACAGUUUCUUCUCUCCUUCUCAUAAUCUCCUGGAUGAGAUCCCAAACCCAACUCCAAACUUCUUGAUCAAUCAAACCAAUGUGAAUGAUUUUAGCGUUCCGGUUCGAGGAAUGGCUGAUCAUGAGCUUCCUAGGCCACCCGUUAUCAACAGACCUCCAGAGAAGAGACAGAGAGUCCCCUCUGCAUACAAUCGAUUCAUUAAGGACGAGAUCCAACGCAUCAAAGCUGGAAAUCCUGAUAUAAGUCACAGAGAAGCAUUCAGUGCUGCUGCUAAGAAUUGGGCCCACUUCCCACAUAUUCACUUUGGUCUCAUGCCAGAUCAGAUGGUGAAGAAGACUAACGUGCGCCAACAGGAAGGAGAAGAUGUUCUGAUGAAAGAUGGGUUUUUUUCUUCAGCUAAUGCUGGUGUCCCUACCCCUUACUAAGAAGAGGAGCUGCUAGUUCUCAUGUUGUUUUAGUUUUUAAUUAGUACGUACGUAGUUAUUGUAGGAGAAAGAGUUUAAGGUUAAUUAGAUGUUUCUCAAGUACUUUAACAAGUUUAAUUACUUCAUAACCUAUCUACUACUAAGGUAUUCUAAUGUGGAAAUCUAAUAUAAUACCCAUGUAUUUUCUAGAUAUUCUAUGUUUAUUUCGCUAGCAGAGACGUUUAUUA
This is a messenger RNA of Populus nigra (black poplar), 1059 nucleotides long. RefSeq names its product protein YABBY 4-like. Gene Ontology annotation, cellular component: nucleus. The record is from RefSeq and is a predicted model, not a curated record. The coding region runs from base 191 to 832 and encodes 213 amino acids. The transcript is spliced from 7 exons. NCBI's taxonomy places the organism in Eukaryota, Viridiplantae, Streptophyta, Magnoliopsida, Malpighiales, Salicaceae. Gene Ontology annotation, biological process: regulation of leaf development; abaxial cell fate specification; regulation of shoot apical meristem development.